Pungitius pungitius (ninespine stickleback) is the source of this 1358-nucleotide messenger RNA. RefSeq names its product zinc finger DHHC-type palmitoyltransferase 7 (gene zdhhc7). The record is from RefSeq and is a predicted model, not a curated record. Gene Ontology annotation, cellular component: Golgi apparatus; endoplasmic reticulum. The coding region runs from base 256 to 1230 and encodes 324 amino acids. Gene Ontology annotation, biological process: peptidyl-L-cysteine S-palmitoylation; protein targeting to membrane. The transcript has 8 exons. Gene Ontology annotation, molecular function: protein-cysteine S-palmitoyltransferase activity. NCBI's taxonomy places the organism in Eukaryota, Metazoa, Chordata, Actinopteri, Perciformes, Gasterosteidae.
UUAUACUCGCUGCCUCUCGCGGAAAGUUGUUAGAGCGGUAUGUUACUGCUGCUGCGGGCACGGCCGCGUUAAACCUGGAGUUUAGCCCAAACAAGCCUUGAAGAUGUACUAUGACGUCUUUCCGAACGAAAUAAAUAAGAAAUAUUACGGUGUCUGACUCUAUGCGCUCCCUACUCAUGUACUUCAUCCUAAAUGCUGGUCCAGGAGGUGCACACCACAGCAUGUUAUUGUGAGGAGAGAACACAUUAGGGCAGGAUGCAGUCUUCAAACCACCGACUGCGAGAAAUGGAGCAGCACCACCCGCUGCUGUCGGCGGGUGCCGGUGUCGAGACAGGAAGCCUGGCAGCCGGCGUGAUGGUUGGAGGAGCUGGCCACGCAGGGGGGAACCGCACCAUGUGGUUCAUUCAGGACAGCUGCGGGAUGGUGUGUGCAGGCAUCACCUGGUUCCUGGUGCUGUACGCUAAUUUCGUGGUGAACUUUGUCAUGCUGCUGCCCAGCAAGAACUUCUGGUACUCGCUGCUGAACGGGGCCACGUUCAACUCCCUGGCUGUGCUCGCUUUGGCCUCACACGUGCGCACCAUGAUGACCGACCCGGGUGCGGUUCCUAAGGGCAACGCGACCAAGGAGUACAUGGACAGCCUACAGCUGAAGCCUGGUGAGGUCAUCUACAAGUGCCCAAAGUGCUGCAGCAUCAAGCCUGAGAGGGCACACCACUGCAGUAUUUGUAAAAGAUGUAUCCGGAAGAUGGACCACCACUGCCCCUGGGUCAAUAACUGUGUGGGAGAAAAGAAUCAGAGGUUCUUUGUUCUUUUCACUAUGUACAUAUCUUUGAUUUCUGCCCACGCCCUGGGCCUCAGUGGCAUGCACUUCUUUACCUGUAUUAAGGUCCAGUGGAACGAGUGCAGCAACUUCUCUCCAGGGGUGUCCGUGCUGCUGCUGAUCUUCCUCUGUCUUGAGGCCAUCCUCUUCCUCACUUUCACUGCUGUUAUGUUUGGUACGCAGAUCCACUCCAUCUGCAAUGACGAGACGGCCUCUAAUGUCUUGCAGGAGAUCGAACGUCUUAAAAAUGAGAAGCCCACAUGGGAGCGUCGCAUGAGAUGGGAUGGAAUGAGAGCUGUAUUUGGAGGCUCGCCCUCCCUGCUUUGGUGCAAUCCGUUCACAGGCCUCCGUCUGCGGCGCCUGCUGCUGUUGACCCAUGGUCGCCGCGGCGGGUCUGAGUUCUCCGUUUGAGAGCCGGGCGGGGGGGACUCAGAUCACCAACACUUGAGCGCGUGUGAAUAUAUCCUUCUUGAAAGGGGCGAGGAUGGACCUCUGCUCCGAGAGGCGGUGCUCUCAGUGUGGGUGAUGGAGGCGGGGGG